Molecule: messenger RNA, 276 nt
Organism: Porites evermanni
Lineage: Eukaryota; Metazoa; Cnidaria; Anthozoa; Scleractinia; Poritidae
Source: the annotation of a GenBank genome assembly
AUGCUUUCACAUUUUUCCUUUAUAAUUCUUUCUCUCCUUGUUCUUCCGCGGGCCUCAGCAAAUAUAUAUGAGGUAAGCUGAAACGCUUUUUAUCAUGAUCAAAAACAUUUUAAAGCAGGGUCACAAGUUUAAUUUCACCAACAUUUGUCGAACGAUUUGACCUUUAUAUCUUCUGUUGUUUCUGUCUAGAAUGUGCACAACUUGCUAACGCCUAACGAAAUAGAGAAGAUUUUUGGCGAGCCGUUCCUUCAGAGCAGUAAGUGGCGAGAUAGAUAG